Hippocampus comes (tiger tail seahorse) is the source of this 1010-nucleotide messenger RNA. RefSeq names its product proteasome 26S subunit, non-ATPase 8 (gene psmd8). Gene Ontology annotation, cellular component: proteasome regulatory particle; proteasome regulatory particle, lid subcomplex; cytosol. Lineage: Eukaryota; Metazoa; Chordata; Actinopteri; Syngnathiformes; Syngnathidae. Gene Ontology annotation, biological process: proteasome-mediated ubiquitin-dependent protein catabolic process. The coding region runs from base 27 to 824 and encodes 265 amino acids. The transcript has 7 exons. The record is from RefSeq and is a predicted model, not a curated record.
GUCGUGCUGUAAUUUGCAGAAUCACCAUGGCGUUGAGGGAGACAGCGGGGCUGUACGAGACGCUGAAAGCUGAGUGGAACAAGAAAAGCCCCAAUCUCAGUAAAUGUGGCGAACUACUCACGAAGCUCAAGGUGUCAUUACUGGAGCUGAACUUUCUACCCACAAGUGGCUCCACGUUCACCAAGCAGCAACUUAUUUUAGCGCGUGAUGUUCUUGAAAUUGGAGCCCUAUGGAGUAUCUUGAAAAAAGACAUCCCCUCCUUUGAGAGAUACAUGGCUCAGCUCAAAUGCUACUACUUUGACUACAAGGAGGAGCUGCCGGAGGCGGCCUACAUGCAUCAAAUUCUGGGACUCAACCUGCUCUUCCUGCUCUCGCAGAACCGCGUGUCCGAAUUUCACACGGAGCUGGAACGGCUGAGUGCGCGGGACAUUCAGACCAAUGUGUACAUUAGGCAUCCUGUGUCCUUAGAGCAGUAUUUAAUGGAAGGAAGCUACAACAAAGUGUUCCUGGCCAAAGGCAACAUCCCGGCAGAGAGCUACACCUUUUUCAUCGACAUCCUGCUCGACACCAUUCGUGACGAGAUUGCCGGAUGCAUCGAGAAAGCCUACGAGCAGAUUCAGUUCACCGAGGCCACACGUGUGCUUUUCUUCACGUCGUCAAAAAAGAUGACCGAUUACGCUAAGAAGCGCGGCUGGAGCCUGAACGCGGCCGCUUGCUACUCGUUCAGCAGUCAGCAGCAGCGCACGGAAGAGGUCAGCAUCCCAUCCACAGAGUUGGCCCAGCAGGUCAUCGAGUACGCCAGGCAGUUGGAGAUGAUCGUCUGAACCAACCCGCGAUAUGGGACACAAGCUUUCCUUUCAGAUUAUUAUUGCCUUUUUUUUUUUUUUUUUUUACUCCAACUUGACAAAGUUUACUGUCUUUCUACGAUUACACGUGAUGUCGUACGUCUCGCAAAAGUCAAACAGUACUCCUAAUUGUAAUUAACUUGAUUAAAAAGAGGAAAAAAACAA